This is a messenger RNA of Trichomycterus rosablanca, 6093 nucleotides long. It is a transcript of the gene golph3b, whose product is annotated as golgi phosphoprotein 3b. Gene Ontology annotation, biological process: Golgi vesicle budding; retrograde vesicle-mediated transport, Golgi to endoplasmic reticulum; Golgi organization. Gene Ontology annotation, molecular function: phosphatidylinositol-4-phosphate binding. Lineage: Eukaryota; Metazoa; Chordata; Actinopteri; Siluriformes; Trichomycteridae. The transcript is spliced from 4 exons. Bases 168 to 1052 code for a protein of 294 amino acids. Gene Ontology annotation, cellular component: cytosol; trans-Golgi network; Golgi cisterna. The record is from RefSeq and is a predicted model, not a curated record.
AGGAACUGUGUUCCGGCUCUAUGUAAACAUCCACGUCAACGAGCGGCUCCUAAAUCACCGCAGAGGACGAUUUAAUUAUAAUCUGAUGAUUUAAUACAUAAAUAAAUAAAUAAAACAGUUCCCUGGAGCGCUCGCUGAUCAGAUUGUCGGACUGUUAGCGCUUCAUCAUGACUUCCAUCACGCAGAGGAACAGUUCGGGCCUGGUGCAGCGGCGGACCGAGGCCUCGCGUAACGCCGCCGCCGACAAGGAGAAGAGCCCGGCCGGCGAGGAGCACGAGGAGCGCCGCGAGGAGGAAGACGACGAGCAGCGGGGGGACUCGAAAGAAACCCGUCUGACUCUGAUGGAGGAGGUGCUGCUGCUGGGGCUCAAGGAUAGAGAGGGCUACACGUCGUUCUGGAACGACUGCAUAUCGUCGGGUCUGAGGGGCUGCAUGCUGAUCGAGCUCGGGCUCCGGGGACGACUGCAGCUGGAACCCUGCGGCCUGAGGAGGAAAAGCCUGCUGGCCAGGAAGGUGGUGUGUAAAUCGGACGCGCCCACGGGGGACGUGUUGCUAGACGAGGCGCUGAAGCACGUGAAGGAGACGCAGCCUCCGGAGACGGUGCAGAGCUGGAUAGAGCUGCUCAGCGGAGAGACGUGGAACCCCCUGCGGCUGCACUACCAGCUGCGUAACGUGCGCGAGCGCCUGGCCAAGAACCUGGUGGAGAAGGGCGUGCUGAGCACGGAGAAGCAGAACUUCCUGCUCUUCGACAUGACCACGCACCCGCUCAGCAACGGCACCAUCAAGCAGCGCCUGGUCCGCCGGCUGCAGGAGGCCAUGCUGGACAAGUGGGUGAGGGAGCCCCAGCGCAUGGACAAGCGCCUGCUGGGCCUCAUCCUGCUGGCCCACUCGUCCGACGUGCUGGAGAACGCCUUCGCGCCGCUGCAGGACGAGCAGUACGAGCUGGCCACCAAGCGCGUGCGCACGCUGCUGGAGCUGGAGCCCGAGGCCGAGGCCGCCAAGGCCGGCGCCAACGAGCUGCUCUGGGCCGUCGUGGCCGCGUUCACCAAAUGAGCCCCGCCCGCCCGCGCGGGGGAGGGGGCGGAUAGAGGGGCGCAUUUUCUUUCGGUACAGAGAGAGAGACUUUAGCUGCUUUUACCAAAGGGGCGAGAGACAUCGAGAUAAACAGAGAGAGAGAGAGAGAGAGAGAGAGGCGCACACUGGGCAUCACAUUUAUAGAGAUUUAUACUGAACUAACGGUGGUGGUUUAAUCGUGGUGCGAAUCUGGUAAAUGAAGGAGAUUCUGAUCAUUCUAAUCAUGAUUUAUGUGAUGAUUUCUUGGGGUUCUCCGACCUCCACAGCACUGCCCUCGGGUUCUCCAGGCUGCUGGUGUCGUGAGCACGGACUAUGUGCACAGCACCUGGGUUCAAGUUUGCUUUUUAAUUCCCUGAGAGAUUGAUUGACCGUUUGGUACCCGUACCGUAUCAGAAUACCCUGUCGUACUGUAGUAACAUACCCAGAUCUUACCCAAAUACCCUGGUACCUUACCUAUGGUGCAGUACUGUAGGGCAGCUGUAGCCGAGCGGUGACGGUAUUAGACUAGUAAUCGAAAGGUCGCUGGUUCACAUCCAACACUGUCAGGUUGCCACUGUUAACCCUCAAUUGCUUAGAUAAUAUACUGUCACGGUACUGUAAGUCGCUUUGGAUACAAUAUCCUGCCUUACUUCAAUUGCUGUACUACAAUACCUCACCAGAAUACCCUGCCAUAGUACAACAAUACCCGGUACCCUGUCGUACUACAGUACAGUACCCUUACCUUACCAAAAUACCCUGCUGUACUACAAUACCCUACCCUUACCUUACCAAAAUACCCUGCUGUACUAUAAUACCCUACCCUUACCUUACCAAAAUACCCUGCUGUACUACAAUACCCUACCCUUACCUCACCAGAAUACCCUGCUGUACUAUAAUACCGUACCCUUACCUUAUCAAAAUACCCUGCUGUACUACAAUACCCUACCCUUACCUUACCAAAAUACCCUGCUGUACUAUAAUACCCUACCCUUACCUUACCAAAAUACCCUGCUGUACUACAAUACCGUACCCUUACCUCACCAGAAUACCCUGCUGUACUAUAAUACCGUACCCUUACCUUAUCAAAAUACCCUGCUGUACUACAAUACCCUACCCUUACCUUACCAAAAUACCCUGCUGUACUACAAUACCCUACCUUUACCUUACCAAAAUACCCUGCUGUACUAUAAUACCCUACCCUUACCUUACCAAAAUACCCUGCUGUACUACAAUACCCUACCUUUACCUUACCAAAAUACCCUGCUGUACUAUAAUACCGUACCCUUACCUUACCAAAAUACCCUGCUGUACUACAAUACCCUACCCUUACCUUACCAAAAUACCCUGCUGUACUACAAUACCGUACCCUUACCUCACCAGAAUACCCUGCUGUACUAUAAUACCGUACCCUUACCUUAUCAAAAUACCCUGCUGUACUACAAUACCCUACCCUUACCUUACCAAAAUACCCUGCUGUACUACAAUACCGUACCCUUACCUCACCAGAAUACCCUGCCAUAGUACAACAAUACCCGGUACCCUGUCGUACUACAGUACAGUACCCUUAUUUUAUCAAAAUACCCUGCUGUACUACAGUACCGUACGCAUACCUUACCAAAAUACCCUGCUGUACUACAAUACCCUACCCAUACCUUACCAAAAUACCCUGCCGUACUACAGUACCGUACCCUUACCUUACCAAAAUACCCUGCUGUACUACAAUGCCCUACCCUUACCUUACCAAAAUACUGUGCCGUACUACAAUACCCUACCCUUACCUUACCAAAAUACUGUGCCGUACUACAAUACCCUACCCUUACCUUACCAAAAUACCCUGCUGUACUACAAUACCCUACCCUUACCUUAUCAAAAUACCCUGCUGUACUACAAUAACGUACCCUUACCUUAUCAAAAUACCCUGCUGUACUACAAUACCCUACCCUUACCUUACCAAAAUACCCUGCCGUACUACAAUACCCUACCCUUACCUUACCAAAAUACCCUGCUGUACUACAAUACCGUACCCAUACCUUAUCAAAAUACCCUGCUGUACUACAAUACCGUACCCUUACCUCACCAGAAUACCCUGCCAUAGUACAACAAUACCCGGUACCCUGUCGUACUACAGUACAGUACCCUUAUUUUAUCAAAAUACCCUGCUGUACUACAGUACCGUACGCAUACCUUACCAAAAUACCCUGCUGUACUACAAUACCCUACCCUUACCUUACCAAAAUACCCUGCCGUACUACAGUACCGUACCCUUACCUUACCAAAAUACCCUGCUGUACUACAAUGCCCUACCCUUACCUUACCAAAAUACUGUGCCGUACUACAAUACCCUACCCUUACCUUACCAAAAUACCCUGCUGUACUACAAUACCCUACCCUUACCUUAUCAAAAUACCCUGCUGUACUACAAUAACGUACCCUUACCUUAUCAAAAUACCCUGCUGUACUACAAUACCCUACCCUUACCUUACCAAAAUACCCUGCCGUACUACAAUACCCUACCCUUACCUUACCAAAAUACCCUGCUGUACUACAAUACCGUACCCUUACCUCACCAGAAUACCCUGCCAUAGUACAACAAUACCCGGUACCCUGUCGUACUACAGUACAGUACCCUUAUUUUAUCAAAAUACCCUGCUGUACUACAGUACCGUACGCAUACCUUACCAAAAUACCCUGCUGUACUACAAUACCCUACCCUUACCUUACCAAAAUACCCUGCCGUACUACAGUACCGUACCCUUACCUUACCAAAAUACCCUGCUGUACUACAAUGCCCUACCCUUACCUUACCAAAAUACUGUGCCGUACUACAAUACCCUACCCUUACCUUACCAAAAUACCCUGCUGUACUACAAUACCCUACCCUUACCUUAUCAAAAUACCCUGCUGUACUACAAUAACGUACCCUUACCUUAUCAAAAUACCCUGCUGUACUACAAUACCCUACCCUUACCUUACCAAAAUACCCUGCCGUACUACAAUACCCUACCCUUACCUUACCAAAAUACCCUGCCGUACUACAAUACCCUACCCUUACCUUACCAAAAUACCCUGCUGUACUACAAUACCGUACCCUUACCUCACCAGAAUACCCUGCCAUAGUACAACAAUACCCGGUACCCUGUCGUACUACAGUACAGUACCCUUAUUUUAUCAAAAUACCCUGCUGUACUACAGUACCGUACGCAUACCUUACCAAAAUACCCUGCUGUACUACAAUACCCUACCCUUACCUUACCAAAAUACCCUGCUGUACUACAAUACCCUACCCAUACCUUACCAAAAUACCCUGCUGUACUACAAUACCCUACCCUUACCUUACCAAAAUACCCUGCUGUACUACAAUACCCUACCCAUACCUUACCAAAAUACCCUGCUGUACUACAAUACCCUACCCAUACCUUACCAAAAUACCCUGCUGUACUACAAUACCCUACCCUUACCUUACCAAAAUACCCUGCUGUACUACAAUAACGUACCCAUAUUUGAUCAAAAUACCCUGCUGUACUACAAUACCGUACCCAUAUUUGAUCAAAAUACCCUGCUGUACUAUAAUACCGUACCCAUAUUUGAUCAAAAUACCCUUCCUUCCUAUAGUACCGUAUCAGUACCCAACCAAAAUACCGCGUUGUACUUCAGAACUGUACCUGUACUUCACCAGAAUACCCUGUUGUACUACAGUACCAUACCCAUAUCCCUCCCUACUAUAAUACAAUACCGAAAUUCCUUCCUUACCCUACCCAAAUCUUACCAGAAUACCCUGUUGUACUAUAGUACGGUACUAGUACCUUACCAAAACACCCUGCUGUAGUACAAUACCGCUCUACAGUACUGUACCCAUCCUGCCAGACUACAGUACCCUACCCACAUUUUACUAAAAUAUCCCGCUGUACUACAGUACCCUACCUUUACCUUACCAGAAUACCCUGCCAUACUACAGUACCCUACCCUUAUCUUACUAGAAUACCCUGUUGUACUACAGUACCCUGCCCACUUCUAAUCAAAAUACCCUUCAGUACACCAAAACCAUACAUUUACCUUACCAAAAUGCCCUGCUGUACUACAAUACCUUACUUUUCCCUUCAAAUUUGACCAAAAUACCCAGCCAUAUCACAGUACAACGUACCCAUUCAACAGUACCGUACCCAUGGUGCAGCGGGAUAUUCGGUUCGAAGCUCGGCGUUGCCACCGGUCGGCUGGGCGCCAUCUAGUGGUCAUAACUGGCAGUGCCUGCAGCAGACACGGUUCUGUUAGAAAUAAAUAGACAAAAAACAGUACCAUACAGAUCCUACCGUACUACAUUUCCCUACUCGUACCUUACCACAGUACCCUGUUGUACUACAGUACAGUACCGUACCAGUACCUUAUCAAAACACCCUGCUAUAGUACAAUACCAAAAUUCCUUGCCGUUCAGCAGUACUGUACCCAUCCCACUGUACCUUACCGAACUACCCUGGUGGGGUGUAAGAUAGGGUUUAAUUCUGAUCUUGCCUCGUUUACUGUGGGUAUCAGGAGUACCACACUAUCCAUCCAAUAUUAACACCCACGGUUAGGAACUGGGACGUCUAACAGGCUCACGUUUAGGCGUCCACAUACUUUUGACCCUAUAGAGUACAGAUAAGUAAUGAUGAGGAGGAACUAUUUAUAUAAAGAGGGAUAUUUAUAGCAGUCAGGCGGAUUUAUUUUUAUCGUCGUUAUUAAUAAUCAGAUGAUUUUACACAAACGGACUCGUUCUGUCAUUAACUGAGAAUAAAAUCUGUAUAAAAUAAACAGCACGAUGGUGGAGCCGGUGUGUGUGAUCCUGCACGGUGGACGAUCGGGAUUUUGUGGAAGCGCCAUGGCUCUCGGUCUGUUCAGGGUCCAUGGAAAGUUUGUAUGUUCUCCCACCGAGCGCUCCACAAGAUCAAAGACUUCUGAGACUUCAGUGUAUUUUUAUUCUCUUUUUCUUUUGUUUGUGAUCCACAGUUCAGUUCCGGCGUUCACUUUCAUUCCUAAUCAUCAGUAAAAUUCACCUGAUUUAUUUUUC